AUGGUGGACACAAAUAACACCAAGCGCACAUUAAAUGACAUGGAAAUACCAAUGAAAGAUGUAUUAUUAUCAACAGAAGAGGCAGAUGUUGUAUGUUGUCAAUGUGGAAAUAGUAAUGUCAAGUAUCGAUGUCCUCGCUGUGACCGCAUCACGUGUUCGCUGCAGUGCUGCGUAUGGCACAAGAAGCAGUUUGAAUGUAAUGGAAAGCGUGAUCGCACAAAGUACGUGCAGAUGAAGAAUUUCACAGAUGCUGAUCUUUCCAGUGAUUUCUUUUUCUUGGAGGAGGUCUCUCGCUCAACGAACAGCGCAGCACGAUCUCGCAGCCAGUUGAAUGCGAACGCGCGACGCUAUACUGGCAAUAAGAAGCGAAAAGGUGCACCGGAUCGAUACAAUACUGGACCAUCAUCGAGUCAAAUCAACCCUGAUGUUCCUGCGGACUGGUUGGCACGCUUUCCCGUUGCUGUUCAGCUAUUUGCUGAGCACUCGGCCAAACGAGGCGUCGCGUUGACACUCCUUGCUCCGGGCAUGAGCAAACGCACGCGUAACUCUUCCUACAUGAAUAAGAAGAAAAACACAAUGUACUGGCGUGUUGAGUGGGAGUUUCCUAGCGCCGCAGUGCCGGUGAGUCAUUUUGAGGAACGAGCGGAUGAGAAAACCUCACUCUUCGCGCUGCUGAAGAAGUAUCUAACACCCACCCCGGAAAAUGUUGCUGUACGUGGCAAGCUCAAGAAAUAUGCUGUGCCUAAUUGGGAGAAGCACAUUGUACUGCUUUUGCGAAAAGAGUUCACCGCGGCAUCGCAGCCACAGUACUACCGCCUUAAUGGUAAUGAGAGCCUUGAAAGCAAUCUAAAGCGUAAGGCCGUAGUCGAAUUUCCUGUGAUCACCGUUGUACUUGUGGCCGACGCUGAUCAGUACCCCAUAGCUCACGAUGUAAUUGAGACAAUAUCCUCGAAUGCAAACGAUCAGCAGGUUUCGGCUGAAGUACCCGAAGCAAUGGAGAUUGAAGAGGAAGAGGUGAAGUGCAAUACCUCAUUCAAGUUGCUGACAGGUGAAGGAAAGAGCAUUCCAGAUAAAUGUGUUUCUGUCUCGGAAGAGGAAAGCGAGCAAGUUGAGACUUUUUUCUCACAGCACAAAAAUUUACUGAUGGAGGAGCUUCAAGACACAAAGUCGGUGCUUACUAGAGAUGAAUCUACACCGAUAUGCAAUGAAUAA
Molecule: messenger RNA, 1212 nt
Organism: Peronospora belbahrii
Lineage: Eukaryota; Oomycota; Peronosporomycetes; Peronosporales; Peronosporaceae
Source: the annotation of a GenBank genome assembly